GUUACUGUUAAAAAGCCUAACUGGCUAUUGCGAAUAACAAGUGUGUAUAAUAGAUGCCGUUGCAUCCUUUAACUGCAGAGGCGAUGCGCUUUAGUCAGUGGACCCUGUGUGUAUAUGCGUGUGUGUGUGUGUGUGUGUGCGUGUGUGUAGUCAGUCCUGCUCCCUGUGCCCUACUUUUCUACAGAGGGAUGCUGCACUGAGAAGAGAAGGCAGAUCCGAGCAGGAGUCACCCGGCAUGCGGACUCUAGCUGCCUCCUUCGUGCCUCGUUUCCUUCGUUCAACCGCGCUGCCGUUUACAGCCUCCAGGCGCCUCGCUGGAGCUCAGGGUCGGCGUGCGUGAGCAGGGUUUACCGCGGUUUCGCCGCUUCAGACCCGUCUCCCCCGCCACCUCCGUCUGCCUGUCAGCGGGGUGAGAGAGGAGAGGAGGGGAAGGGGGUCCACCGCCGUCCGGAGCCGGAGCAUGGACCCCCUGACCGAGCCGCAGGACGAGAGGAGCCAGCCGGGCUGGAGCCUCGGAGCUGCGGGCGGGGAGGCGAGCGAGCAGCGCCGCGGCGGGAGGGCCGAAACUAGGCGGCCAGGGGACAGCCCUAUCGCCGCGGAGGACGGAGAGGAGCCGCUGGAGGAGAAACUCAGAGGGCUGGCAUUCAGGAAGCAGACAUCGUACAGGAAAGCCAUCUCGCGCUCAGGCCUGCAGCAUCUGGCCCCUGUCCAGAGCUCCAUAACUGCCCUGACCAAUGGACCAGCCAAGGAGCUGCGUGCCACCGUUGACUGGACUGAGAACGCAGUGAAUGGGGACCAUCUGUGGCUGGAGACCAACUGCUCUGGAGACUUGUGUUAUCUGGGCGAGGAGACAUGCAUGGUGAAGAUUGCAAAGUCGGCUCCCAGGAGGAAAUGUGCAGCAUGUAAGAUUGUUGUCCACACAGCCUGCAUCGAGCAGCUGGACAAGAUCAACUUCCGUUGUAAGCCAACCUUUAGAGAGGGCAGCUCACGAUGCCUUCGAGAUAAUGUAUUAAGACAUCACUGGGUCCACCGACGGCGGCAAGAGGGGAAGUGCCGUCAGUGUGGCAAGAGUUUCCAGCAGAAGUUCUUCCACAGUAAGGAGAUCAUUGCCAUCAGCUGCUCCUGGUGCAAGCAGGCUUUCCACAACAAGGUGACAUGUUUCAUGCUGCAUCAGAUCGAGGAGCCUUGUUCACUGGGUGCUCACGCAGGGGUCAUCGUGCCCCCUUCAUGGAUCAUCAAAGUCAGGAAGCCACAGAGCUCGUUUAAAAACUCCACUCGAAGGAAAAAACGGACUUCAUUCAAACGGAGAACCAGCAAAAAGGGCACGGACUGUAUACUUACCACUAGCACUGAAAGCGCCUGCCGCACAACAGAGGUACUCAAAUGGAGACACACCGAGCGACUCCAACUGGAGGAGUCGAAAUGGCGCCCGUUCAUAUUGAAGCCACUACCUUCUCCGUUAAUGAAGCCUGUGCUGGUGUUUGUUAACCCUAAGAGUGGGGGGAAUCAGGGGACCAAGUUGCUGCAGAUGUUCAUGUGGAUUUUGAAUCCUCGGCAGGUGUUUGAUCUCUCCCAGGGAGGGCCAAGAGAAGCGUUGGAAUUGUAUAGGAAAGUGCCAAAUCUUCGCAUCCUUGCCUGUGGAGGAGACGGGACGGUGGGCUGGAUCCUGUCUGCUCUGGAUGACCUGCAGUUGAACCCACAGCCUCCUGUGGCAGUGCUUCCUCUUGGCACAGGAAAUGACCUCGCCAGAACGCUCAACUGGGGAGGAGGUUACACAGAUGAGCCGGUGUCUAAAAUCCUGUGCCAUGUCGAGGAUGGUACAGUGGUCCAGUUGGAUCGCUGGAAUCUUCAGGUGGAGUGGUCACCUGCCCAGCCUGAAGAGGGCACACAGAAGCUUCCUCUGAAUGUGUUCAAUAACUACUUCAGCCUUGGCUUUGAUGCCCACGUCACACUCGAAUUCCACGAAUCCAGAGAGGCCAACCCCGAGAAAUUCAACAGCCGCUUCCGCAACAAGAUGUUCUAUGCAGGAGCUGCCUUCUCUGACUUCCUGCAGAGGAGCUCCAGGGACCUGUCCAAGCAUGUCAGAGUGGUGUGUGAUGGAACAGAUCUCACUGCCAAGAUCCAGGAGCUGAAAUUCCAGUGCAUUGUCUUCUUGAAUAUUCCCAGGUACUGUGCGGGGACCAUGCCCUGGGGCAACACAGGGGACCACAGAGACUUUGAACCUCAGCGGCAUGAUGAUGGCUACAUUGAGGUCAUCGGCUUCACCAUGGCUUCCCUGGCAGCGCUGCAGGUCGGAGGCCAUGGGGAGCGGCUGCACCAGUGCAGGGAGGUGACUCUCACCACCUAUAAGACCAUUCCUGUUCAGGUGGAUGGAGAGCCGUGCCGCCUGGCGCCCUCAACACUCCGCAUCUCCCUCCGCAACCAGGCCAACAUGGUGCAGAAAAGCAAGAGACGCACCUCUGUCCCGCUGCUCAAUGACAUUCAGAAAGUGUGCGCAGCAGAUUUGCGCCGCCUCUCUGCUCCCCCAGACUCCUUCUCUGUCCCACAUGUGGUGCCUGAACGCCUGCGACUGCGGGUCAACCGCAUCAGCCUGCAAGAGUACGAGAGUCUGCAGUUUGACAAGGAGCGACUGCGGGACAUCUCUACCCCUGUUGGCAUCGUGGUGGUAAGAGGAGACUGUGACCUAGAAACAUGUCGACUCUACAUUGACAGACUGCAGGAGGACCUGCAUCAGGCUCCCUCUGCUGGGCAUAGAGUGCACUAUCAGGAUGAAAGCAGAGGUUUGCCCCGGCCUGCUUCUGCACACAGACUGUCUGCCAACUGGAGUUUCCUAGACUCCACAUCAGCUGACCGGUUUUACCGUAUAGACAAGGCUCAGGAGCAUUUGCACUUUGUGACGGAAAUUUGUCAGGACGAGGUGUUCAUCCUGGACCACGAGGUGCCACCGGUGAGCCAGAGCCGAGUGCCAGAAAUGCCUGAUGUGGUGGUGGAACCCAGCUCCGGUGCCCCUUUGACUAAAGAGGAACAAGCUUUACUAACUGCAGCCAGCUCAGGUGAUCUGAGAACGUUGUCCAGCUCCUGUAGUAGUGGGCUCAGUUUGUUGGUGAGGGACUCAGGAGGUCAGUCUGCUUUGCACCUGGCCUCUCAGAAUGGCCACAGUGAGAUAGUGAGCUUCAUCCUGCAACACGGUUCAAAGUUGAUCCUGGAUCUGACUGAGAAGGAGACUGGAGACACGGCACUGCACAAGGCUGCUCAGCAGCGACAUCAUGACGUGUGUCGACGCUUGGUGGAGGCCGGGGCUUCUACCAGCAACGUGAACUUCCUUGGGAAAACUCCUAAGGACUGUGCUCAGGAAGCCGGUGACUCUGAACUGGCAUCCUAUCUGGAUAGCCAACUGUCAGAACAGCCGACGGCACGUGAGGACCUGGAGACGGCCGUGUGAGCGAACACUGCACCUGGUAUGAACAGAUUGGUCCCCUGUAUACCACGGCUUUCGCCACUCAUGGAGGUAUCAGAGUUCACUCGCUCACAUCCAGAGGGAAUUCGAUGGAGAGGUGAGAAGGUCAUAGAAGUGACCAAAAUGAGCCUCAUACAGGGACUGGUCUCCUUUCUAGAGAAGACCCACACUGAAAAGGAAAGGCUUGCUGUUACUUCCUUGGAAACACUGUGGGUUUAGAACAGCUUUUAACAGAUUUGUUUUUGGCGUUUAUUUAUUGAUUUAAUUUAUUGAUUUAUUUAUUGAAAGACUGAUUGUACUCUUGUGACAAGUCCUCCUCUCACAUGGCCCGGUUCAUGGGAUAAGGUUAGAUGUGGGACUGGUUGUCAGGAACGCCGCCCAGAAUGGUGGCCGUGAAGGCUUCUUUGAAUCUUUUCUGAUGUUUGACAAAAGACUUUGAGAGAAAAAGCAGGAACACAGAAUGUUACACUGCUGCCUAAACCAGCCCACAGCUCUAAUACUCUCUGUUAACGCGUGAAGGAAAACUACUGUUUGCUUUUGACCAAAUGUAGUCAACCACAAUGUUCUACUCUAGUUUCUGCUCGUAUUACAUGAUUAUAUGUUAUACAUGAGUGGGCAAAGGCCUCACAUAUCUUCCUCUGUGAUGUGAGGUUUGCCAUCAUUUAUGUAAGCUUUUUGCUAUUUGAACCACCAACCAUGCAGCACUGCUACUGAGUCCCAACAUGCUUGGAAUAGAGCACUAAUCACAUUGUGACUGUUGGACACUUCAGUACAUCCCUCCACUGAGGAACCUCUGCUAGCUGGCCAACACGACUGCAAGAGCGCCGUUCGCACACAUUGUGUUAAUAUCGUGUAAUUAACAUGAGUGACUGAAACGUCUUUGUUUCCACUAAGGGAGUUGACAUUAUGUGCCUGUCAUUCUAGAAAUUUCUUUUUUUUCUGGUUUGUUUUUGAGUGGGAGUCCAAGUUCUCUCCAUAUCAGAACUCAAUCAACAGCCGUUGUGAAGACAUUUUAGAGAAUUCCAUGUGGAAAACCUGAAUUGGUCAACAUUAUUAUCAGUGUACAUACAAUAUAUCUGUAAUAUGAACAUCUGUUUUUUUUUUUAUUGUUAUUAUUAUUAUUGAUUUGUGUGCAGUGACAGUGGUGUGAUAGUCAAAUUAUUUAUCUUAAGAAACAAAAGAUAGAAUAAUCUGAGCCAUAUUCAAUGCAAUAUGAAUGGAUGACAUUUGUGCAUUUAUUUCUUUAUUUCUACAUUACAUUAAUGUUAAUAGAUGAAAGGUUGUCUAAGGCACCUACAAGCUAAGUGAUGGAACGUGUGAUCUGUUUUUAUUAGUGGCAUGAUGACAAUGAUGAGGAUACUCUGUCUCCAAAUGACUUCAGUACCUUUCUUUAGUUCGAUUCGGUAGCCCUCUCUCACUGUAUUGCCAAACGCAAGAUUGGCAAGGCUAACUAAGAGAGACAAAUGUGUGCAAUCUCUGAUCUCUUUGGACCGAAUGUAAGCAGUACACAUGAAACAGUAGCUUUUGGUGUUCAUUUUGAUAUCGUAGACCUGCACUUUUAAUGGUGUCCGUAUCCUUUUCCACAAAAUACAAAGAGAGGGAAAACAAAAGCACCUGCAUGAAAAAGGCCACAACGAUGAACCGGCUGUGAGAGUGAUUUAUAUAUUAUUGAUCUGCUGUGGUUUUUUUUUCUUUUUGUAUCACUUGUGAUUUUAAAGCUCUGUUGUGCAUGAGAUUUUGUUACCUCUCUGGAUAUUUUCACCCAUCAAUGAUGUUAUGAAAUGGCAUUAUUUCUCCUUUUAUUUCUCUUUUUUUUAAAGGUAAAAGCAUAACUUAUCAGAUAUACUUGUUCAAUGAUUCUCUUUUUUAUCUUUUAAAAGAUGGGAUUACUUGAAUGUCUUUUUUUCCCUAGAUGUGUAUUUUAGUGUCUAUUUCAGUGUCUUGGGGUCUUUACUAGUGGACUCUGAUGACAUAUUACUAUGGAUGUGUUACAUUAAGUCUCACAUCUUUCUGGAAUGUUAGUCAUUAAAGAAGAAGUGCAGUGGGAAAACACCAGUGUUGUCUGUAACUAUGGGAAAGCGUGAAUAAGGCUGUUAAAAUGUAGUCUAUUCUUUAUGCUGAGGGUGAAAAAAAAACAUUGUUUAUCUUCCAUCGAUGACCAUCAGUGUCUCUCUGCCCUGUUGGAUCAUAAAAAAAAUCUUUAUUCUGAAUAUUUAUUGCAUUCAGUGCCAUUUCUUUAUCUGAAUGAAUUAAAUAUAGAUAUUUUGCCUCUGUUUAUACUCACAGAUCCACUUUUAAGGCCUUGCCCUGUGCCAUACCUGAGACUGGCUUUAUAAUUAAGAGCAAAAAAAUGUUCUUCUCCUCUGGACUUUCAAAGAUUUCACACCUACACUCACUGUUACUUGGUGUCCAGUAAAUUAUUUUUGACAGAUUGAAGUAAAGCAUUUGAGAAUAAAGCAUGUCCGAUUACA
This is a messenger RNA of Pygocentrus nattereri (red-bellied piranha), 5928 nucleotides long. It is a transcript of the gene dgki, whose product is annotated as diacylglycerol kinase, iota. The transcript has 34 exons. The record is from RefSeq and is a predicted model, not a curated record. The coding region runs from base 461 to 3442 and encodes 993 amino acids. Gene Ontology annotation, cellular component: nucleus. Gene Ontology annotation, molecular function: ATP-dependent diacylglycerol kinase activity; protein binding. Gene Ontology annotation, biological process: intracellular signal transduction; regulation of synaptic transmission, glutamatergic; diacylglycerol metabolic process. NCBI's taxonomy places the organism in Eukaryota, Metazoa, Chordata, Actinopteri, Characiformes, Serrasalmidae.